Messenger RNA from Penicillium canescens, 1878 nucleotides. RefSeq names its product acyclic terpene utilization AtuA family protein. The transcript has 3 exons. Bases 1 to 1878 code for a protein of 625 amino acids. The record is from RefSeq and is a predicted model, not a curated record. NCBI's taxonomy places the organism in Eukaryota, Fungi, Ascomycota, Eurotiomycetes, Eurotiales, Aspergillaceae.
AUGACCAAGAGCCGAUCCAUUCGUAUUGCAGGUGCCUCGGGCUCCACAUCGGACCGGCGCAAAGCGAUUGCUGAUUUCGCGCGUCACCACCCGACUGACCCUAUCGAUGUGAUCAUUGCUGAUUUCAUGAGCGAGUACAAUAUGGCCACCGCUGCGGGUCGGCGCGUGGACCAGAGCUCGCGAGCUGCAGCGCCUGCUUAUGAUCUUUCGUUCCUGGAGGCUGUUGAGCCUGCCCUGGAGGAUUUGGCUAAACAUGGUAUCAAGCUUGCAGUCAAUGCAGGAGUAACAGAUACAAAGGGUCUCUACGAGGUAAUGAUGCGCAUGGUGCAGGCAAAGAAUCUGGAUUUGAAGGUCGCAUGGGUCUCUGGAGAUGAAGUCUUGGCUACCGUCCAGAAAGGGCUGACCUCUGGGUCUGAGUUUCGCAAUGUCUACACGGGCGAGCGAUUGGCAGAUUGGUCAUUUGAGCCCAUCUAUGCCCAAUGCUACCUCGGUGGCCUGGGGAUUGCAGCCGCAUUUGCAGAUGGUGCUGACAUCGUGCUCUGUGGGCGAGUCUCUGAUGCUUCGCCUGUCAUCGGAGCUGCUUAUUGGUACCAUGGCUGGCAACGCGAGGACCUUGACAAGUUAGCCAAUGCCUUUGUGGCGGGUCAUCUUAUCGAAUGUAGCAACUAUGUCUGUGGUGGCAACUUUACAGGCUUCAAAGCACUCGAACAAGCGGGUGGAGAUGCUUGGACCAAUAUCGGAUAUCCCAUCGCCGAGAUAUCUGCCGAAGGCGACGUUGUGAUCACCAAGCAGGCACAUUCAACCGGUGGGACGGUCACUGUGGACACUUGUACUUCACAGCUGCUCUAUGAAAUCCAAGGGCCUUGGUACUACAACUCCGACGUCACUGCGGUUCUCGAUGGCAUUCAGUUCGAGCAGUGCGGUGUCAACAGGGUCGCCGUCCUUGGAGUUCGGUCUGGACCUCCCCCGCCUACCACCAAGGUCGGUAUCACCGCACGAGGUGGGUUCCAGGCUGAAGCAUGGUGGUUCUUGACUGGCCUGGAUAUCGAAGCCAAAGCACGCAUGCUGGAGGCGCAGAUCCGUCAACAACUGGCGCCCUUUUCCGAUCGGUACACUUCUCUCAACUUUGACUUGUUAGGCUCUGCCCUGUCCAACCCGCACGAACAGAACCGCGCCACAGUCCCCCUGCGCAUUGUCGUGCAGGCACGACGCGCAGAGGACAUUGUGCCCAGUCGGUUCCUUAAGCCGAUUGCGGAUAACAUCAUGCAAGGCUAUCCUGGCGCUACCUUCCACUUAGACAUGCGACAGGGAUUCCCCCGUGCGGUCUUCGAGUACUAUGUCAGCUUGAUGCCACAGUCCGCGGUCCAGCAUCGUGUCCAUAUGCCUUGGAAGCCGACAGCAUCCAGGCAAACAUUGGACAUUCCACCCCCACCCAACACCAAGACCUACCCAGCGCGCCAGCCAUCACAGCCAGUCACGGAUACUGACGGGCCUGUCGACCUUGCCCGCGACUUUGGGCCGACGACUCGCGGCCCCCUUGGCUGGAUUGUGCAUGCCCGCUCGGGAGACAAGGGAGCUGAUGCCAACUGCGGCUUCUGGGUGCGGCACCGUGAUGAGUAUCAAUGGUUGAGGGCGUUGCUGUCCGUUGACACAGCGCAGGAGCUCCUGGGAGAUACGGGCCGCCAACAGCCUGACCUGGCCAUUGAACGCUUUGAGUUGCCCAGUCUGCACGCCGUGCAUUUCUUGUUCCGCAACCUGCUGGACCGAGGCGUCGGCGUGACCACCACGGUCGACUUUUUAGGCAAGAAUGUGGCGGAAUACCUUCGAGCACGCCACGUCGAUCUGCCGGUGCGGUUCUUAACUCGCGGAAAGCUGUAG